Molecule: messenger RNA, 2470 nt
Organism: Centruroides sculpturatus (bark scorpion)
Lineage: Eukaryota; Metazoa; Arthropoda; Arachnida; Scorpiones; Buthidae
Product: dimethylaniline monooxygenase [N-oxide-forming] 5-like
Exons: 4
Coding region: 474-2396 (640 amino acids)
Molecular function (GO): NADP binding; N,N-dimethylaniline monooxygenase activity; flavin adenine dinucleotide binding
Source: RefSeq, a predicted model, not a curated record
AAACAAACCUUGCGUAAUGUCAAGAUAACGAAAAAGAAAAACAAGUUGUAGUUGAAGGACGUUCAUCAUUCUUAAAUGAACUUUAUCCAUAAACAAAAAUCCGUUUAAAUUUAAGUUUUAAACAGUGAAAAAUGAGAAAUUAACAAGAAAAUUAUUGCAUUAAACAAUCUUUAUUACCUUUAAAUUAAUAACACAGAAAACUUAAUAUAAUUUCAUUAUCAAUUUUUAAUGUUUUAAAAGUUAUGUUUACAACUCAUAACUAUAUAAUUAAAAAAAGUAAGAGAUUAAAGCGUUAUGGACAGAAAAUGUACUGAAUAAAAGUAUAAUUUAUUAAUUCAUUAACAGUAUAUAAAUAAUUAACACCUGUAUAAAUUAUUAAUUAUUUAGGGGUAUGAAUUAUUUCAGGGGUAUAAAUAGAAAUCAAAAGGCAUAAACUCGAUGGCCAUCUUGGUUACUUGCCUAACUAGUGUUUAAUGAAUACAGUCUACAACGCAUGCGUGUUAUCAGUAACUUAUAUACUUGACCGAUAUUCAAAAAACACACAGUAUCUUCCUGGAGCCAUGCAGAACGGACGAAAGAAGGUUGCUAUUAUAGGAGCGGGUGCAAGUGGACUAACCUCAAUCAAAGCUUGCAAAGAAGAAGGGUUCGAUAUCGUUUGUUACGAAAAAACUAACGAUAUAGGAGGCCUCUGGAGGUAUCGAGACGAAGAUGUAGAAGGUUUAGCAUCCGUGGCACGUUCUACUAUCAUUAACAGUAGCAAGGAGAUCACGGCUUUCAGCGACUUUCCUCCACCCAAGCAUUUCCCCAAUUACAUGCACAACUCCAUGAUGAUCAAGUACUUGGAGCUAUAUGCUGAGAAAUUCGAAUUGGUCCAGUAUAUUAAAUUUAGACACGAAGUGUCAUCGGUAACACCCUCGAAUGACUACGAAUACACUGGAAGAUGGAAGAUACGAGUUAAGGAUUUGUUAAAUGGGGUGGAAAUACAAGAGGUAUUCGAUGCAGUCAUGGUUUGUAAUGGUCAUCACGUGUAUCCGUUAAGACCCAUUUUCCCGGGUGAAGAUGAGUUCGAGGGGAGGAUCAUACACACUCAUAGUUAUAAAAAACCCAAUGGUUACGAUGAUAAAAAGGUGCUGGUUAUAGGUGUUGGGAAUUCUGGAGGUGAUGCCGCUGUGGAACUCAGUAGUGUCGCUAGUAAAGUAAGUAUUGAGGGUGUAACUAGCAAAGAGAUCACGGCUUUCAGCGACUUUCCUCCACCCAAGCAUUUUCCCAAUUACAUGCACAACUCCAUGAUGAUCAAGUACUUGGAGCUGUACGCUCAGAAAUUCGAAUUGGUCCAGUAUAUUAAAUUUAGACACGAAGUGUCAUCGGUAACACCUUCGGAUGAUUACGAAUCCACUGGAAGAUGGAAGAUACGAGUUAAGGAUUUGUUAAAUGGGGUGGAAUUACAAGAGGUAUUCGAUGCAGUCAUGGUUUGUAAUGGUCAUCACGCUUAUCCUUUAAGACCUAUUUUCCCGGGUGAAGACGAGUUCGAGGGGAGGAUCAUCCAUACUCAUAGUUAUAAAAAAUCAAAUGGUUACGAUGAUAAGAAGGUGCUGGUUGUAGGUGUUGGGAAUUCUGGAGGUGAUGCCGCUGUGGAACUCAGUAGUGUCGCUAGUAAAACAACUACCCCGAANGUGGUGAUUAAAGGGCCAAUUAAACGCUUCGUUAGAAACGGGGUCAUCUUCGAAGGGGAUGAUUUCGUCACGGAAGUAGACGAAGUCGUUCUAGCUACCGGCUACGUCAUCAAAUUCCCAUUUCUUUCCGAAGAUAUCGUAUCCGUUAAGGAUAAUAAAGUAGAGUUGUAUAAAUACGUGAUACCACCCCAGCUUAAACACAGGACACUAGGAGUGAUCGGAUUGAUACAGAUCGUCGGGGGUCUGUUUCCGAUUUCGGAGAUCCAAGCCAGAUGGUUUGUUAAAGCUAUAAAAGACGAGGUGGAUCUACCUUCUACUCAAGGAAUGUACGACGAAAUCAAACGAAAUUCCGAAAUGAUGAGGAAACAAUACUUCGAUGGACCGCGACACACCAUACAAGUAGAUUACGUGGAUUACUUGGACGAUUUGUCUUCCAUGAUGGGAGCCAAACCGAAUAUGUUGAAUAUGUUUUUCACGGAUUUCCCACUAUUUUGGGCAUGUUUUAUGGGACCGAAUCUUCCGUAUCAGUAUCGUUUGCAAGGGCCACACUCGUGGGUAAAUGCGAGACAUUCUAUACUUCGUUAUAGAGAGAGGGUGGAUGCUGCAUUCAAGACACGUUACUUUCCUCCGGAAACGAGUGUAGAAAAAACUCUACUGAGAUAUAUUUUUGGGUCUUUCAUGACUUUUAUCUUCGCUCUUUUGUUUGUUACUGUGACAUUUUAGCUAAGACGUCUCAAACUCUUGUAUUUUAAAAAAAUUCAAUUUAUAAUACAAAUAUAUCCCAAAGUAAUUGUUAC